Penaeus vannamei (Pacific white shrimp) is the source of this 1753-nucleotide messenger RNA. The record is from RefSeq and is a predicted model, not a curated record. NCBI's taxonomy places the organism in Eukaryota, Metazoa, Arthropoda, Malacostraca, Decapoda, Penaeidae.
CACGGCGAGAUCUGCCUCUACAUCGAUAGGAUGACCGAGGCUGAUGUGGGCACCUACGAGUGCUUGGUCCGCAACGAACACGGAGAGUCUCGCCAGCGAAUCAAGAUGGACAUCUGCGAGUACCCGCGGGUAUUGGAGCCACUCGAAGAGAUCCACCUCAAGGCCAACUCCUCAGGAAAGAUUGCUUGCAGGAUCACAGGCUUCCCUCCGUGCCAAGUGCAGUGGUUCAGGGACUGGGAACCCAUUGCCUUCACUUACAAACUCAGGCCGGCGCAGUCGGACCCAGAUUGUAUUUCCUUCACAUCAGCGGAUGCCAAAUCAAGGAUUCUGGAUUAUACUCCGUGGCGGCUUCGAAUGUUGCGGGUUACAGUUCACAGUUCUUGCAUGGUCCACGUUGAGGCUGACGACAUCGGCUUCUUCUGGAUGGGCCCAGGCUCCGGCCGCAGCGUGACCAUGAACAACCGCCGCGGAACACUGGAGGACCACUACGACGUGGGGGACGAGUUAGGUCGCGGAACGCAGGGUGUCGUCUAUCACUGCGUGGAACACCACACUGGUCGCAACUUUGCUGCCAAGUCCAUGUGGGGCAAAGACCAAUUUAAGACCUGGAUGCAGAACGAAUUCGAGAUGAUGAACGCUCUUAACUCCUGCAAGCAAAUCGUUCGUCUGUACGAUGCGUAUGAGGGACCCAAGAACAUGGUGCUUGUUACCGAACUAUGUGGCGGAGGAGACCUGCUGGGAACUCUGACUCAGCACCAGUACCUGACGGAGUACGAGGUGUGCCACUACGUCCGCCAGAUCCUGUGCGCUCUCGAAUACAUGCACGAUCGCUGUAUCGCGCAUCUCGGCCUUAACGUUGGAGACAUCCUCCUGACGCGGCCCAAUGGCAUCGAAAUCAAAAUCGGUGACCUCUCUCUCGCCCGAAACAUCCGCAUCAGCAAGGUGGCGCCCUUGGACUACGGCAUGCCCGAGUUCGUGGCACCAGAAGUGGCAAACGGCGAGGGCGUUACAUAUGCCGCUGACAUGUGGUCUUUGGGCAUAAUCACGUACCUGCUUUUGUCAGGAACCUCACCGUUCAGGGGCGAGAAUGACCGCGAGACGCUGACCCGAGUCAAGAAGGGAGAGAUGAGCUUCGACAUGGAGGCCUUCAGACACAUCUCGGACGAGGCCAAGGACUUUAUCGCCAAGCUUCUGCUGUUCAAGCCUGACGUGCGCAUGAACGUGAAGGACGCCCUCCUGCACCCAUGGAUCAAGAAGUGCCUCGACCCUCCAGGUGAUGCUUACAAGAUCAACACAGACAGACUAAAGUCGUACUACGCCAAGUUCAGGGACUGGUACAGCAACGCCUCAUGCAAGCGCUGGUUCCGCCGCCGCACCCUCGCGUCCUGUUUCACCCACCCCAGCAAGAUGGUGUAUCCUCCGGGAGAAGUGUACACCCCACCAGAGUCGCCGGAGAGAGACAUUGUUCCCGCUGAGCCGGAGGAUUACCACGUGCCCCACCGAAAAUACUCUUAUGAGCUCGGGCUCAUCAAAAAUGAAAGCCACUACCAGAUGGGCCCCGACACCUACCUGCUUCAGCUACGCGACGUCGACUUCCCGUGUCGCCUGCGAUCCUACAUGAAGGUGGCCACCGACCGGUCACCAGCCUUCGCCAUGAGCAUGCGCGAAAACGACUACGAUUACACUGUGAGUCCUUCCCCCUCGCAAGAGGCCGUUUGGGGUUAUCGAAACUGAGCUGCGUGUAGAGGGGUCA